GUCUACAAUCCGUGCUGGCGAAGUCGACCUGUACCGGUGGGCAGAACGCUGCAGAAAGAGCAGGAGAUACGGCGGGAAGUAGAGACAAAAGGCGCUUCAUCAGCAACAACAAUGACAGCUAACAAACAACCGUUAAGUGCCGCAAAAAAUCGCCAAAAAUUGAAAACUGUGGGAAUACUGCUGCACGUCAGGGACGCCGCAAAAGCCACGCCAAGCUCACACAUAGCUACAAAUCUCGUUUGCCCAUGGUGGGACGCGUACACAGAGAGAAAAUGUGGGGACCAAAAAUUAGGAGUGUUAAAAUGGCAGAUUCCGCCUCUUUUAACUGCAAGUUCCAAAUCAAAUAUUAUAUUUAUAUUUGAUGUUAUUUAA
Messenger RNA from Drosophila sechellia, 372 nucleotides. RefSeq lists its product as uncharacterized. Lineage: Eukaryota; Metazoa; Arthropoda; Insecta; Diptera; Drosophilidae. The record is from RefSeq and is a predicted model, not a curated record.